Messenger RNA from Thamnophis sirtalis, 1558 nucleotides. It is a transcript of the gene CTSL, whose product is annotated as cathepsin L. The record is from RefSeq and is a predicted model, not a curated record. Gene Ontology annotation, biological process: proteolysis. Lineage: Eukaryota; Metazoa; Chordata; Lepidosauria; Squamata; Natricidae. Gene Ontology annotation, molecular function: cysteine-type peptidase activity.
CCGGUGCCUGUAGGGGUUUCCAACCUUUCUGGGGAAAGGGAAGAGAGCGAGAGAGCUCCGUCUCCAGCAGCGCUUCUGAAUUCUUUGGUCCUGACCGCGGAAUUGGGACAUUUCAUAAUGAAGAUCUAUCUGUGCAUUUUGGCCCUGUGCAGUUUGGGGGUCUCCUUUGCUGCUCCAGGUUUAGAUCCUGCUUUAGACAAUCACUGGUUGAACUGGAAAACAUGGCACAGCAAGAAGUAUCAUGAGAAGGAAGAAGGCUGGAGGAGGAUGAUCUGGGAGAAGAAUCUGAAAAUGAUUCAGUUGCACAACCUGGAUCACAGUCUUGGCAAACACAGUUACAGACUAGGAAUGAAUCAUUUCGGAGACAUGACUAAUGAAGAAUUUAGGCAAGUGAUGAAUGGCUUUAAACAAUCUCGAUCUCAAAAGAAAUAUAAAGGAUCACAAUUUCUUGAGCCAAACUACUUGGAGGUUCCAAAAUCGGUUGACUGGAGGGAGAAGGGUUACGUAACACCAGUAAAGGAUCAGGGUCAGUGUGGAUCUUGCUGGGCAUUCAGUACAACUGGUUCUCUUGAAGGACAGCACUUCCGCAAAACUGGCAAGCUGGUUUCUUUGAGUGAACAAAAUCUGGUCGACUGUUCUCGGCCAGAAGGAAACCAGGGCUGUAAUGGAGGACUCAUGGACCAGGCUUUCCAGUACAUCAAGGAUAACAAUGGCAUUGACUCCGAGGAAUCGUAUCCUUACAUUGGAAAGGAUGAUGAAGAUUGUUUGUAUAAGCCUGAAUACAACUCUGCUAAUGAUACUGGCUUUGUGGACAUCCCCGAAGGACGGGAAAGAGCUUUGAUGAAGGCAGUGGCUGCAGUAGGACCAGUCUCUGUGGCUAUUGAUGCAAGCCACUCCUCUUUCCAGUUCUAUGAAUCUGGUGUUUACUAUGAACCAGAGUGCAAUAGUGAAGAACUGGAUCAUGGUGUUCUUGUUGUUGGCUAUGGUCAUGAAGGUACAGAUGACGAUAACAGGAAGAAGUAUUGGAUAGUUAAAAACAGCUGGAGUGAAAAAUGGGGAAACCAAGGCUAUAUAUACAUGGCUAAAGACCGAAACAACCACUGUGGAAUAGCUACAGCAGCUAGUUACCCCUUGGUAUAAUGGUGCAAAAAAGGGGUCACCUGGGACAACCAGAGUCAUCUUAGGUUGACCGAAAGAUUGAACCACUGGAAUAAGGACUCCAGCUUGUUGAUCUCUCUUGGCACAUUCUGGAGCCACCAAAGUAUUUUGGCAUCGAAAGGAUUUUGAACUGACAAUUGCACAUGUUUUCUAAUAUAUUAGAUUGUAUCAAUUUCUUCUGAGAACCAAGUUGUGAUUUAAUUUUUUUUUACCUUGAAACUAUCUGAUGUUUACUUGAUGGCAAGAGCCUUUUUUUAAAAAAAAACUUUCAAUGUAAAUGUUGCUUAUGAGCCCAAGCUUGUAAUAUUGAUAGCUUGCAGCCAGCUAUUUUAUUUUUUAAAACUGCAACUUGCACAAAGUGUUAUAGCACCCGGAAAUAAAUACGAAACAUUUCAAUAUC